AUGGAUUGCCAGGCUCUCCAUGGGCUUGCGCUGCAAUUUUGCAUACAGACGUCCGGGCAGGCCUAUCAGGCAGCUCUUGAGCGAGUCCGCAAGCUAAACAGGGAGCAUUUCCUCAAUGGGACGAAGGAAGAGGACAAGAUUCCACAAGAGCAGCUGCCUUCCGAGUGGGCCCCAAAUCCGUGGGCGAGCGCAUCCCUCUUUGCGACGAUCUCCCUGCAUGUCUUUUUCCAUCUUGUCUGCCAUUGGAAGGUCAGUUUCCGAGCCUCCAUGUUGUUCCAACCUGCUCGCAACGUUCGGGAAGGUUUCUAUGUCCAGGUCACUCCGCUGCCGCACCGUGGUCGGCCGGCUUUGGUGCCCUUGAAGUUUUGCGAGACGACCCUGCGCCUGACCUUCAUCUUCCAGCGCCAGCACUACGAGUGCCUGGAACCGGGCGAGAACGGCACGGAUCCCGACGAUGAGGUCGGUGAGGUUCAGUUGACGCCAUGUCCGGUCUCGGAGCCGCUCUCCAAGUACCUGCAGGCCACUGGCAUAGGCAAUGAUGAUGCUGAGCAUCUGAAGAGUCGCUUUGGCGACAACCUGCUGGAGGUGGAGCUCCCGAGCUUCUUCCAGUGCUACAAGGAGCAGCUUUUGUCGCCUUUGGUCAUCUUCCAGGUCUUUGUGGCCCUCAUCUGGGCAGCUGACGAUUUCUUUGGCUACACCUUGAUGCAGUUACUGUUCAUUUUGACGAUGGAGUCCACAAGUGUUUUCCAGCGGCUGAAGACGAUGAAGAUGCUCAACAGCAUGGGCACGAAAUCUUAUGGCAUCAUGGUCUUCCGAGGGGGAUCUUGGGUCGAGAAGAGCACGUCCGAUCUGGUCCCCGGUGACCUCAUUGAGCUGGUGACGGUUGCUCGUCAAGAAGGGGCCGCUGACAAGGUUGCGCCGGACAUCGUGCCGUGCGACUGCGUGCUAAUUCGGGGCGAGGCCGUUGCAAGCGAAGCCAGCCUGACUGGAGAGUCUGCGCCGCAAAUGAAGGAUGCUUUGGUUCUCGAGGACAGAAGCUUGGAUCUGCAAGGAGCAGAUCGUGUCCACUGCUUGUUCUCAGGCACCCGUAUUGUACGAGCAUCCGCAGGAAGCAACAAAGAAGUGGAUCUGGAUGCAGGUGGUGCUCCUGCAGCGUCACAGGUACCGGCAACUCCAAAUGGAGGCAGCUUGGUUUUUGUGGCUCGAACAGGAUUUGCAUCCUCGCAGGGGCAGCUUCUUCAGAUGAUCGAGUUCUCGCAGGACAAGGUCUCCGGAGAUACCAAGGAGGUAAUCAUUGCUUUGUUGAUCCUGCUGGGCUUUGCUCUCGUCGCUGCAGGCUACGUUCUGAAAGUUGGUUUGGAGAAGGGCGACAAAACCCCGCACGAGCUGCUGAUCAAGUGCGUACUCAUCCUUACGGCUGUGGUGCCAAAGCAGCUGCCGAUCCAGACAGCCAUGGCGGUCAAUACGGCCCUGAUGGCCCUCUCUCGGACGGGAGUCUACUGCACUGAGCCAUAUCGAGUGCCUCUUGCGGGCAAGUUGACACAUUGCCUUUUCGACAAGACCGGCACUCUCACCACCGACACUUUGGUGCCUGUAGGCGUGGUAAAUGCCAGCAGCCAGCCUGAGAAGGACGGCCACCAACAUCCUCCGAAGGUGAAGGUCUCCGAUGCAGAUGCAGCAGCAGCACUUGUACUGGCGGCUUGUCACUCCCUGGUCCACGUUGAUGGCAAGCUUUCAGGAGAUCCCAUUGAGGUCGCCGCUCUCCAAGGCGUUGGUUGGGCCUAUGAUUCACAGGAGGAAACUGCCACGCCUGCGCAGAUUCCAGAUAGUGAUAGCACCGAUGCCAGCACCAGCAGUCGUGCUGGCAUCCACCGCACACGGAUUUUGCAGCGUUUCCAUUUCGCUUCGCAGCUGCAGCGAAUGGCUGUGGUUGCAGAGGUCUCUGGUACUGAUGGUACAGCUGUGAACCUCAGCAUGAAAGGAGGUGGCGGCAACUAUGUCCUCGUCAAAGGGUCGCCGGAGGCCCUGAAGCCACUCCUGGCUGCAAAUGCUGCGCCGGGGUGGUACGACAGAUCUCACUUGGACUUAGCAGAGCGUGGUCUCCGGGUCCUCGCUCUGGCAUUCAGGCAGCUGCCGGCGGGGCAGGAAAAGUUGACACGGGAGGAGGCAGAGCGGGAGCUCGAGUUUGCAGGCUUCAUCGCCUUCGAGUGCCUCGUCCGAAAGGACUCUGGGCUCGUCGUUGGAGCUCUUCAGGAGUCUGACCACAAGGUCAUUAUGGUGACCGGCGACUCGCCACUGACGGCGCUUCACAUCGCGCGGACUUGCGGCAUCUCCCAUCCGCAUCUGCCUGGGCUGCUCCUGUCACUGCAGGCCGGAAGCCCAUCUCCUGCAUGGGCUGUGGCCACAGGUGAUCGCUGUGGUGAUUCCAUCCCUCUCACGGUUGACGGAAUCACGAAGCUGGCGAACGAGUACGCCCUCAUGGCGACAGGAGAGGCGUUGGACGCGGCCGUUGCCGUGGAGCCUGCCCUUUGGGCAAAGAUUGAUGACAUUCGAGUCUUCGCCAGAAUGACACCGCAGGGAAAGGCCAAGAUCAUCGAAGAGCUGCAGAAACAGUCAAGGCACGUACUCAUGUGCGGAGACGGCGGCAACGAUGUGGGUGCACUUAAGCAGGCGGAUGCUGGUUUGGCGCUGCUGGCUGGCUAUGGCAAUGUGAAUACUGCAGACACCAAUGACAUCGACAGUCCGUCUGAUGCAAAUGCCGUAUGCGACAAGAAGGCCGAGGAAGCCUUAAAUAAGCAAGACGCGGAAAUUGCUAAACGAAACAGACGAGCUGCCAAGGACAGGCAAGCCUUCUUGUGGGAAAAACAGAAGGAGCUUUCGAAUCACCAGAAGGAGUGGCUCGAAGAGGAGAUGCAGGCACGCGCAAAGAACGGUGAUACUGGCAUUCUCGCGCAGAUGGGAGCGAUGAAGUCAUCCAUGGGACGCUACACGGAAGAGCUGAAGAAGGUCAUGAAGGAAUAUGACAAGACUCACGGCAACGUUUACGAUCCGACCGAAAAGGAGAAACAGAAGCAGAAUCCUACUGCUGCUUUGGAGGAAGCUUCCGGUGGACUGCCCAUGGUCAGGCCUGGAGAUGCGUCCAUUGCCGCACCAUUCACGUCCAAGGCGCCUUCCGUCAAGAACUGUGUCGAUUUAAUUCGACAAGGUCGGUGCACCCUGCUGUCGGCCCUCCAGCAGCAGCAAAUCAUGAUGCUGAACUGCAUUAUCAACGCCUACGUGCUCUCGGCACUGUCCUUAGAAGGCUCUCGCACAUCGGAGAGGCAGUUGAUGGCUUCUUCCUGGCUGCUGACAACAGCAUCUCUUGCGUUCACAUAUGCCUCACCAUGUGAUCGUAUGCAUCCUGUCCGUCCUCUGCGGUCACUUUUUCACCCAGCCGUCUUCUUCUCCAUGCUUGGACAGGCUGCGAUACACCUUUUCUGCAUGGUCGCUGCCGUCAAAAUGGCAAGAGCGGCAAUGGAGGAAGACUCACCGGAAAGACUCGCAGGCUGGUCUGGGCCGUCGUUGAAGGAUGUAUCAGAGUUCUGGAAGAGAGAGAGAGCCAGACGGCGUGGUUUGAUUGAGCAGGAGGAAGAGGAGGACUGGACCACGUAUGCUUUGAAUAUGUGGCAGCAGCCGUUCUUGCCAAACCUUAUGAAUACCGUGGUGUUUUUGGUGGAGACAGCGCAGACCGUCGCCAUCCUCUUCGUGAACUACAAGGGCCAGCCGUGGAUGAAAGGAGUUAUGGAGAACCGAGCUUUGUUUCUCUCAGUGGUGGUCGUUGCUGGAAGCGUAGCUGCAGCAGCGUGGGAGUUCCAGCCGCACCUCAAUGCCUUGAUUCACUUGUCUCCUUUUCCGAAUGACCAGUUCCGCUGGCAAGUCAUGGGCCUGGUUGGCAUGACGCUCGCGGGCACCUUCAUUUGGGACAGGUUUUGUGUCUAUCUAUUUGCAAGCGAGAUCUUCAAGGCCAUGGUGGACUCUGCCAAGAAGACAACUUUUAGAGCCGACAUUGUGCCAAUCUUCUUCACGGUCUUGAAGGUCAUGGCCUGCUUCCUGGUCCUCGGUACCGGCAACUUGCUCAUGGCUGGCUUGGCCUUCUGGAUGUAUCGCCGCCAUUCGCAGGAAGCUGACGAGUAG
This is a messenger RNA of Symbiodinium necroappetens, 4173 nucleotides long. The record is from the annotation of a GenBank genome assembly. Lineage: Eukaryota; Dinophyceae; Suessiales; Symbiodiniaceae.